Pocillopora verrucosa is the source of this 3845-nucleotide messenger RNA. RefSeq names its product serine/threonine-protein kinase DCLK1. NCBI's taxonomy places the organism in Eukaryota, Metazoa, Cnidaria, Anthozoa, Scleractinia, Pocilloporidae. The record is from RefSeq and is a predicted model, not a curated record. Gene Ontology annotation, biological process: protein phosphorylation; intracellular signal transduction. Gene Ontology annotation, molecular function: ATP binding; protein kinase activity.
AUGUGAAGAGUAAAACGUUCGGAUUUUAACGUAUCUGGCGAUAGGUUAGCACCUCGUUCCGAACAGGUUUCGCUUGGCUUUGAGUUUCACAUCCUUUCAGUGUAACUUCUUAGUUGUCUAUGGCAGCAUUGGAAUCUCGAAAGUGUGGGUUUUUCUUUGAACGAACCCAGUCUUAAAUAGCUUAAACAACUGUUCGUUCGCUCUUCCGGCGAAUUGACAUAGUGUAAUUCUCUUAGUGCCGGGAAAAAUAUUUCCUAUCUCGUCGAUUCGUCGCGAUGUUACAGUCAUCGAUAAGGAUUUAUAUCAAAGCGGAAGAGAGGUGAAGUUUUCUUCGACACUAAGAAACAACAAAAGAAGUCUGUUUUGAGCGAAAACAGAGACAGUAAGCGAAACCGAUCAAAGAUGGCGGCCACGAAGAUAAAUUUUGCCGUACGAUCUGAUCACGAAGUUAGUCAAACAUCAAAGAAAGUUACUUUCUUUAUCAACGGGGAUCGUAACUUUAAGGGCCAAGUCAUGGUAAUUACUCCAAGGCGAUUUCGAAACGUGGACAUGCUUUUGAAUGAGUUGUGUCGUCUGACGCACUUCAAAGACUUACCCCUGGGAGUCCGGUAUCUAUUUUCCCUUGAGAGUGGCAUCAGGGUUGACACAUUGGAUCAGUUAAUUGACGGGAAAGCUUACGUAUGCUCUUCACACUCAAGCCUAAAGAAGAUUUCAUACGGAGGAAAGCCUGCCAUCGCCAUCUGGAGCUCAAAACAACACAUCGAUCUUCCUGAUAUCCAAGGUAUGCAUCACAGCGAGCCAAAACGCCGGCCUGUCGGUGUUACGCCGGUAAGAGGUGGUGUAUCUUCGAGGAGACGGGGUUACUCCGACCCAAGAUCAAAUCCAGGAGACAACAAUCGGUUGAUCAUCAAACCUAAAACAGUUCAGGUGAUUAGAAAUGGGUCGCAGAAACCCCGUCCGGUAGUAACAGUUCUUUUAAACAAAAGAACAGCGCAGAAUUUAGAGCAAGUUUUGGACGAAGUAAGCAAUUCGUUUGGAAACACUGGUGGUCUUAGCCCACCGCGGAAACUGUACUCAACAUCGGGUCACCAGAUUCGCGAUGUGGUUGAGUUAUUUCGGGACGAAAACAAUAUAUUUAUAGCCGUUGGAAGCGAGAAAUUUAGCCGUGACGACAUCACGGAUAUCAUAGAGGAUUUUGAGCAGAGGAACUCGAAAAAAGAAAAUGCGAAACGAAAACAGUCGAGAAGUGGUAACGAUGGAAUGUCACAAUCAAAACAAAGAAAUACCAAAGAACACGAGCAGCUGGUCGGUAAAUCUGUUCACAAAGCCGAGGAAAACAAGCUGCCUAGGCUUCCAGACAUACAUGAAAAGGUCGAUAAUAAACAAAGGCCGGAGAACAAUAACAGAACACACUUGCAAGGAAACUCAAACCCGAAACGCGUUCAUCGUGCUAAAAAUGUGCAUGAAAGAACUGCCGAGAAAAAGCCUGCAAACUCUGUAAAGUUGCCCCAAAUCGGGAACGCUAAUUUAGUUUCAAAUUCGGAAAAGGAGAAUGUAGAAAACCGAGACGUUUCUCGAACGAACAACGAAGAAAAUGACCGAGUUAACGAAUCGAAUAAGCCAUACAACGUACGCGGAGAAGACGCGACUAAACCCAGUAGAAAAGUGUCCGUAAGUAGAAAACGUGAAAACGAUAAAGUUGACAGAAAAACCUCAAAGGAUGACAGUGGAAUAACAUCAGAAGAGGAGGCAAAAUAUGGUACUGUUACAGACAAAACUGUAGAAGAUGUCUACGACAUGGGCAAGAAAAUCGGAGACGGGAAUUUUGCUGAUGUUCGUGUUUGCAGCGAUAAGAUAACCAAGAAAGAAUUUGCGUUAAAAAUCGUCGACAAGGCAAAAAUAAGAGGGAAAGAACAAAUGAUUCGGGACGAAAUAGACAUCAUGAGAAGAUGUAAGCACCCGAAUAUUGUACGAAUGUACGAAGAUUACGACUCAACCAGGCAUAUUUAUCUUGUUAUGGAGUUAAUCAAGGGAGGUGAUCUCUUCGAUGCAAUUUCAUCGUCGGUCAAGUUUACCGAAACUGUCACCAAAAAUUACGUCAAAGACAUCGCAAGGGCACUAGCUUAUUUACACAAGAGAAAGAUUGUGCACAGAGACUUGAAGCCUGAAAAUUUGCUGGUCCACAAAAAGCCCAGUGGUCAAGUAAUUCUUAAGCUGGCUGAUUUCGGGUUAGCAAUGGUCGUCAAAGCACCGAUCUUCACAGUUUGUGGCACUCCCACAUAUGUAGCACCCGAAAUCCUUGAAGAGACUGGAUACGGGCUCAAGGUAGACAUGUGGGCCGCGGGUGUCAUCACCUACAUCAUGCUCUGUGGGUUCCCGCCAUUCCGCAGCGCCAAGAAAGACCAGGAUGAACUAUUCGAUCUGAUCAUGGACGGGGACUACGAAUUCCUCUCACCCUACUGGGAUAACGUCUCCAGCGAAGCUAAAGACUUAAUUUCCAAGCUCCUUGUCGUGAAUCAUAACAAGCGUUACAGCGCUGAGGAAGUGUUAGCUCACCAAUGGGUGGGAGGCCCUGCGGACGUCUCUCUAAGUAGGGAGUAUCUUGGUCAGAAUCCCGCCGCUAAGAAGAAGUUUAAAGCUGCUGCAUUGGCCGUCCAGGGAAUGAAGAGAUUUGAGAACUUGGCGGAGCAGUUCCAGCGUCAACGAGGGGAGAAGAUUAUCAUCACGUGACAAGUUGGAAUCUAAUUUGCUACUGUCUGGUCAAUUCAUUCUCAGCACUAAUUGGCGGAAAAGGUACAGGAGACGAGGUAGACCCCAGUGGCAUUAAAUAUGACGCACAGAAACAUAGUAAACUUUUGAAAUGAAAACAAACACACAAACAAAACUCACCUUGAUCAUACAUAGCUUGCGCAGAAGAUCAACUUUUUCCCGCAAUCUCCUCGUGUAACUUUGUCUGAGUCCGUUGGAGAAUUGAGCAGUUUUUUAGAACAUUUAAGAGUCGAUCCAUGUGGCGGGCUACUUGAAGCAUUCGAAUUAAGUUAUUUCAUCUAACGAUUUAUAAUCCGAUUUGUUAUAGUCUUUGCAUGGUUCUUGGGAACUUCUCACUUCGUUCUUACUCAGGAAAUUGUUCGUUUGUAGUUACCAUUAGUGAAACGAUUGUUUCUAUUUUGACAUCGCAAACCAAAUCUCAGUUUGAUUUGACCGAGGCAUGGUUAGUUAAUUGUUGGAUAUUGAAGCAAGAUAAAGAAAAUUACAUACUUAUCAAUCGUACAAUCCAUAUAUGAUAGUUAAUCGAUACUCAAUUCUCAAUCUUUAUAACUAACGUAUUCAUAAUUAUUUCAUACUAGUGCAUUAUAAAUAGUAUUUAAACGUUUAUAAAUCUUUUCGUAUAGAAAAUGUCGAGCAAAUAUUUUCAAUAACUUAGCAACAUGAUCUCGCAAAUAGUAAUUAUUUGAAAUGUGUGAGUGAUCAUCUUACAAUAGUAUCGAUUGAUUACUCCAAGAUAUCUGAUAUGAUUUUCUGUGUUCCUAUCCUUCUCUGAAUGAACUCGUUCUGUCUUUUGUAAGACUUGUUACUCACCGUCAAAUUUGGCAUCUUUAUUGGAAACAACAUUUGUUUUCAGAAACUUUCAUAAAUUAGCAAAGCAAUUUUUAAGAAAAUUUGAAAUUACUAUUUGAAUACCCUGAUUUUUGGAAUUUAAAUUAUAAGCAUAUCAGAAUUUUAAAGCUCAUGAAAGUGUAUCCUCUAUUGUACGAACAGAACUUAAGGAUGUAUAGUUGUUGGGGCAUGAUCAAUGAUGCAAAUGUGGGUGAUAGUUGUGCAAAUUAAAAUUGAUUGAUCAUUUA